CUCCUCUCCGGCUCUGGCCCCGCCCCCUCCAGUACCUCGGCUCCCCGGCUACCCAGGAAGGCCGUGCGGGUGGCAAGCGCUGCUUUCGCUUUCUCUUCCCGGUACACCGCUUCUCGUGCGGCGCUAGGCCCCCCGCCCCGGCCAUGGCCACACUUAGGGUCCAGCCUGAAGCCCAAGCCAAGGUGGACGUGUUCCGUGAAGACCUGUGUACCAAGACAGAGAACCUGCUGGGGAGCUACUUCCCCAAGAAGAUUUCUGAGUUGGAUGCAUUUUUAAAGGAGCCGGCUCUCAACGAAGCCGACCUGAGCAAUCUGAAGGCCCCGUUGGACAUCCCAGUGCCUGAUCCAGUCAAGGAGAAAGAGAAAGAGGAACGGAAGAAACAGCAGGAGAAGGAAGACAAAGAUGAAAAGAAGAAAGGGGAAGACGAAGACAAAGGUCCUCCCUGUGGCCCAGUGAACUGCAAUGAGAAGAUCGUGGUCCUCCUUCAGCGUCUAAAGCCUGAGAUCAAGGAUGUCAUUGAGCAGCUCAACCUGGUCACCACCUGGUUGCAGCUGCAGAUACCUCGGAUUGAGGAUGGGAACAAUUUCGGAGUGGCUGUCCAGGAGAAGGUGUUUGAGCUGAUGACCACCCUUCACACCAAGCUGGAAGGCUUCCACACUCAAAUCUCCAAGUAUUUCUCUGAACGGGGCGAUGCUGUGACCAAAGCAGCCAAGCAGCCCCACGUGGGUGAUUAUCGGCAGCUGGUGCACGAGCUGGAUGAGGCAGAGUACCGAGACAUCCGGUUGAUGGUCAUGGAGAUCCGCAACGCUUAUGCUGUGUUAUAUGACAUCAUCUUGAAGAACUUCGAGAAGCUUAAGAAGCCCAGGGGAGAAACAAAAGGAAUGAUCUAUUGAGAACCUUCUCUCAUUCCGUAAUGGGUCCAGCAGAGACCUUCCUAUCUUUUACAGAGGACUCCAGACUUUCCCCAACUUCAGCCUUUUGAGGUUUCUCCCUCCCCUUGCCUCCCAGGCACAAUAAAUAGUCAUACUAUUGUCCUUCAA
This is a messenger RNA of Zalophus californianus (California sea lion), 1040 nucleotides long. It is a transcript of the gene PSME1, whose product is annotated as proteasome activator subunit 1. The record is from RefSeq and is a predicted model, not a curated record. The coding region runs from base 144 to 893 and encodes 249 amino acids. Gene Ontology annotation, biological process: regulation of G1/S transition of mitotic cell cycle; positive regulation of endopeptidase activity; regulation of proteasomal protein catabolic process. NCBI's taxonomy places the organism in Eukaryota, Metazoa, Chordata, Mammalia, Carnivora, Otariidae. Gene Ontology annotation, cellular component: cytoplasm; nucleoplasm; proteasome activator complex. The transcript is spliced from 11 exons. Gene Ontology annotation, molecular function: endopeptidase activator activity.